Priapulus caudatus is the source of this 1701-nucleotide messenger RNA. Its product is annotated as protein kinase C-like 1. The record is from RefSeq and is a predicted model, not a curated record. Gene Ontology annotation, biological process: intracellular signal transduction; peptidyl-serine phosphorylation. Gene Ontology annotation, molecular function: diacylglycerol-dependent serine/threonine kinase activity; ATP binding. NCBI's taxonomy places the organism in Eukaryota, Metazoa, Priapulida, Priapulimorpha, Priapulimorphida, Priapulidae.
GUUGCCGAGGUUACGAUGGAGGCGGACAUGCUGGUGGAGAAAUGCACGCGGGAAGACAAUGGCAUGAUCAACAUAUACUUGGAUAUGAAGCCAUGUGGAAGACUACAGCUACAUGUCAGAUACUUCCCAGAGAACGGCAAUCAGCGCGAGCACUCACCUGUGCCGCAGAAUCACUCCAUGGACAUGACGGAUGAGGAGAAGCUGAGCUCGAUGGCUCCGGCGCGCAGACGUGGCGCCAUCAAGCAGCCGCGCGUGCACGUCGUACGCGGACACGAGUUCGUCGCCAAGUUCUUCCGCCAGCCGACGUUCUGCUCGAUAUGUCGCGACUUCCUCUGGGGUCUUAACAAGCAAGGAUAUCAAUGUCAAGCCUGUCAAUGUGCCGUACACAAGAAAUGUCAUUCAAAGAUCCUCGGGAACUGUCCGGGCUCCUGUAAGGAUUCCUCUGACACUCAGUACCUGAAAGAGCGAUUUAAAAUCGACGUUCCGCACCGCUUCCAGCCGCACAACUACAUGCACCCGACAUUCUGUGAUCACUGUGGCUCACUGCUCUACGGCUUAUUCAGACAGGGACUCAAGUGUGAGGAGUGCGGUCAGAACUGCCACUUCAAGUGCCAGAAGCUGAUGCCGAACCUAUGUGGAGUUAAUCAGAAGCUGCUAUCGGAGGCGCUCUCUAGCGUCAAGAUUGGCCGCAUCUCGACACCAAGGACGGGCAAGCCGACACAGAAAGGCAACGCUAAGGACAGGGUGCUGCUAGCUGAACUGAAAGGACAGAAGAAGUAUUUCGCUGUGAAGGCAUUGAGAAAGGACGUGGUACUGGAGGACAACGACAUAGAAUGCACGCUGAUAGAGCGCAAGGUGCUAGCUCUCGGCUCCCGCCAUCCCUACCUGGUCGCACUCUUCUGCACAUUCCAGUCCCCGGACCACUUGUUCUUUGUGAUGGAGUAUCUGAACGGAGGAGAUCUCAUGUUUCACAUACAGCAGUGUGGACGCUUCGAUACGGAUAGAGCAAGGCGAAUAAUCCUGAACAAGCAAUACAACAAGGCCGUUGAUUGGUGGUCGUUCGGAGUGCUUCUCUACGAGAUGCUGAUUGGUCAGUCGCCGUACAGUGGCACGGACGAGGACGAGCUGUUCUACGCUAUCUGCCACGAGAUGCCAUACUUCCCACGAUUCCUGCCCAAGGAAGCCGCCAGCUGUCUAGCCCUGCUGCUGGAUAGGACACCUAACGUCCGGCUGGGGAUGCCCGACUGUCCGGCUGGUGACAUACGACAGCACCCCAUGUUCAAGGUCAUACCGUGGGACAAGCUAGAGAAGAAGGAGAUGCCGCCCCCAUACGUGCCGAAAGUGAAGUCAGCAACGGACGUAUCAUUCUUUGAUAAGGACUUCACGCAGGAGAAGGUACAUCUUACCCCGACGGACAAGCAGCUACGCGACACCAUGAACCAGGAGGCCUUCCAAGACUUCAGCUAUACGCAGCCAGCCAUCACCAGCACACCCUGCUAGCUGUCACAAUCUGCUAGCUGUCACAGUCUGCUAGCUGUCACACACUGCUAGCUGUCACACAGAGAUAGGAUUGUAUGCUAUCAAUGAUACCACGCGAACUGUAACGUUAUUUUGGCUGUGACACCACACUAGUAGAUACCGUUUUGGCGGUGACACGUUGGCUGUGACAUCACACUAGUAGAGACAUUAUUGGCGGUGACA